Messenger RNA from Lodderomyces margitis, 876 nucleotides. RefSeq lists its product as uncharacterized. NCBI's taxonomy places the organism in Eukaryota, Fungi, Ascomycota, Pichiomycetes, Serinales, Debaryomycetaceae. The coding region runs from base 1 to 876 and encodes 291 amino acids. The transcript has a single exon. The record is from RefSeq and is a predicted model, not a curated record.
AUGUAUGACCAUCCUUACCAUUGUCGAAACAAAACCACACCUGGUAGCAAGAAUCAACUGAGCUUAAGAACUACUGGUCAAAAAUGUACACCACUCAGUACAUCAACUACCAAGUCCAGACGUAACCCCAACCCUGUUGUUCCCACUUUAACUUGCGCAGACGCAACUACAAAUUUGGCUGCUUUAGAUGAUAUGUUUGUUCAGUUGCAAAAUAUACUUGUUCAUUUGGAAACAUUCACACCCAUUGAUGUACCACCGCCAUAUCAAAUAUCAUGGAAGCAUCGUGCCAAUGUAUUGGUUAAAGACAAGGAUACUGAUAUUAAAACGUCUAGCAAUUUGAAGCAGGUGAAUAGACUCAAUGGGUCUAGGCGAACAGCUGCAUCGUCAUCAAGAUCAAUCAUUGCCACGAAGCAGCAGCCACAUCAUUGUAUUUCAUUUGAAUCCGAGUUUCACAAAUUACAUGAUCAUUACCGUCUGUUAAUGCAAGUAUUACUAGCUAAAAACAACGAUAUAAAUGUGCUCAAGUAUAAGCUCAACGAAUUAGUUAAUACAAUUGCCCUAAAGUUUGAAAACUUGGCUUCAUUUUAUACUGAUGAGGAAACCAUCUCUGACGAUGGUGAAAGUAAAGUUCACAACCUCGAUAAAAGCGAUGUUAGUGAUGGUAAUGUUGCUACUUUUCGAAACGCUGAAAUUGAUGAAAGCAAUAGUCCAAGCCAAGGAGAUAAUUUCGAACGCAAAAUGGAUGAAAUAAGUAGGAAAUUGAUGGAGAUUUUCAAUCCCCAUGAAGAGUUUGAGUCGGUUACUGUUGAUUCAGCCACUAUUGACUCAUGCAUUUUGCGAGAUAAAGUUUGUUUCAAAUUCGGGAAGUCAGAAUAA